Messenger RNA from Aspergillus alliaceus, 2511 nucleotides. RefSeq names its product ANP1/MMN9/VAN1 family protein. Gene Ontology annotation, molecular function: alpha-1,6-mannosyltransferase activity. The transcript has 5 exons. The coding region runs from base 617 to 1849 and encodes 410 amino acids. Gene Ontology annotation, biological process: protein N-linked glycosylation; cell wall mannoprotein biosynthetic process. NCBI's taxonomy places the organism in Eukaryota, Fungi, Ascomycota, Eurotiomycetes, Eurotiales, Aspergillaceae. Gene Ontology annotation, cellular component: mannan polymerase complex. The record is from RefSeq and is a predicted model, not a curated record.
UUUAUUUAGCCUGUUAAAGUACAGUUUGGUUUCCUCUUUUCUUUUCUGCCCCCAUUUCUUGUUUCCCUUACCCUUUUUUUGUAUAAGUUUCAUAAUUGUGUUCUUAUUCUUCCUCAUCUUUUCCUUUUUUGACGACUGUCAAAAUCCAUUCGUUUGGUUUCUGUAGAGUGGCUUCAUUUGUUCUUGUUGCCGUUCUCUCCCGCAAAGGCAACCUCUCUGUCCUUUUUCCACACCCACGGACCAUCUUCGCUCCUCCCUCUCCCCCCUUCCCCAUACUUCCCAGCGCAAACCUCAAAUUUUCCCUUCCCUUUUCACCCUCCCGUCCCAACUGAGUCGACAACAAUUUCGGACUGCCCUAGACAAGUGACUCCUCUCGACUUUGUCGGCGCCACCGCCAAGUACUCUUUUCGGUCGCUCCUUUUUCCUUGCGGUCCGUCCUACCUUCAUUGGUCGUGCGAUCGGCUAAAGGGUGAUUGAUCUCCGGACGUUGGUGCCAGCGAAACCUACAUUUUCCCGGGAUCAUCGCCUGUUCUAGACGUCGACGACUUCUCGUCAUUAAGGCGAUACCCUCUACUUCAAUUCCUUUUGGCCUUGCGGUUUUUCUCGGAUCGCAAAGAUGCUCCUUCCUAAGGGUGGUGUAACGUGGAAGUCGGCGAAGGCGAGGUUGCCCCCAUGGAGGGCAAUUUUAGUCCUUGUGACGCGCACUCGUUUCCUAGUGUCGCUGGCCCUCACUGGCUUGUUGAUCUUGUUAUGGCGUGGUAUCAGCAAGUCCGCAUCCGAGAUGCAAAACUUCUACUGUUACGGACCCUCCAAAUCACCAAUGGACAUGAGUCUCAACGAAAUGGUCGAAUGGAGCGCCCACAUGCAAACCCCCGUCCUCUAUAACCACCAUGAUGCCUAUGAAGUCAAUACUUCCACUAUUCACAAUGUUGACCUGAACCCCAUUGGCUCUAGUGCUCAAGCUGUCGCAAACUCCGAACGAGUGCUCAUUUUGACGCCGCUGAGAGAUGCAGCCCCUUAUCUGCAAAAGUACUUCGAGCUUCUCUACAAGCUGACGUAUCCUCAUAACCUCAUCGAUCUGGCUUUCCUCAUUGGUGACUCCAAGGAUGACACUGAAAGCGUGCUUGCCUCCGAGCUGAGCCGUAUUCAGGAACAGGGCGACAAGGUUGCAUUCCGCAGCGCAACCAUCGUGAAGAAGGAUUUUGGGGCGGAAACAGAGAUGAAUGUUCAGGACCGACACUCGUUCGCCGCCCAGGGUCCGCGCCGAAAGGCUAUUGGUCGCGCACGUAAUUAUCUUCUCUACUCUGCUUUGAAGCCUGAUCACUCUUGGGUUUACUGGAGAGAUGUGGACAUUUCCGACAGCCCGGAGACUAUCCUUCAGGACUUCAUGGCACAUGACAGAGAUAUCCUUGUUCCGAAUAUUUGGUUCCACAGAUAUAAGGAUGGCGUUGAUAUCGAGGGUCGCUUUGACUACAACUCAUGGAUUGAGUCUGACAAGGGAAGGCGGCUGCGGGAAACUCUGGAUCCGGACACUGUGCUGGCCGAGGGCUACAAGGAAUAUGAUACUGGCCGGCAGUAUCUAGUUUCAAUGGGCGACUGGAGGAAAAACAAGGAUGAAGAGGUCGAGCUCGAUGGCAUUGGCGGUGUCAACAUUCUUGUCAAGGCCGAUGUCCAUCGUUCUGGAAUCAAUUUCCCAUCAUAUGCUUUCGAGAACCAGGCUGAGACCGAGGGAUUUGCGCGCAUGGCGAAGCGAGCAGGAUAUCAGGUGUACGGCUUGCCUAAUUAUGUUGUGUGGCAUAUCGACACCGAUGAAAAACCUGGCAAUCUUGGAGGCCGUAAGGCGUACUAGACAUGUUUCUGGACAUGGUCUCUUCCAUCCAGCCAGCGACUCUCGGUUUUUGCCUUCAAGAUUUUAAUACCCUUUCCCCGUGUAUGUCCGUGGUUUACUACAUGGGAUUUUCUCUUGAUAUUCGUACUUUUUGCUUUUGCCACUUUUUCUACCUUUGGACGUUUGAAACGGACAUCCCAUGGUUCCGGUAAUUAGUCUUCUUCAUGUCGUGUUCUAGGGAUCGUGCUGCUUCUUUUAUUUUGGCGCUACGGGGAACGUGUUUAGCGGUAUCGACGCUCAUAGAGUGAACGGGUGAUUUUACGCUUGACUUACUGGAGUUGUCCUGUUCUCCUUGCUGACAGUGCAAAACAAGCCUGUCGUUUCCGAUGAGGGUUUUCGCUGAUUCCUCACGGUCUGACUGUCCCUGGGCAGAUGGUUUACCAGGGGGUGGCGGUCAUUUUCAUCAACAUCUACGAGGGAUGGCGAGCAGUUAGAGCUGAGGGAUCCCCCCUGUCAUCUUCCGGAAAUGACGAAGAACCGAGGCUACCGUCGUCGUCGGAGAGAAGGGACAGGGCCUAACGGUGCUUGGCGUCCAUGUACUGUACAUACAUAUAUAGGCUUCAAUUUGUCGGGCUGUUAUGACUGUGAGGGGUUUAUAUUGAUUCGUAAUCGAAAAUGCAACC